AUGGCUCGGCUUGAUCGGUGUACAUGUUUGUGUGGAGUGAGGUGGAGUGGCUGUCUAUGGUUGGCAACUCCGAUUGGGCAGCUUCACCCACCAAACUCGCACUUCGCCGGGAACCACCUCAACCAACCUCGCACUAAACCCAGACACGAUGAUCUUCACGAUCGACGAUUUAGAAAUCCUUUUCCCAUACGACAAGAUCUAUCCCGGAGGCAGAUGUGCGAUCUCAAGCGAACGCUCGACCUGGGAGGCCAUUGCGUUCUGGAAAUGCCGUCCGGGACGGGCAAGACAAUCUCAUUGCUGUCGCUGAUCGUCGCCUACCAGCUGUACUACCCCGAACGCCGCAAGCUGGUCUACUGCUCCCGAACGGUGCCGGAGAUCGAAAAGGCGCUGAUCGAGCUCAAGCGACUCAUGGCCUAUCGCGCCGCCCAACACCGUCUUCGUGCUGGCCUGACCGACAGCUCUGCUCCCACUAAUGAAGAUGAUUUCCUAGGCGUUGGCCUGACGAGUCGAAAAAACCUAUGCAUUCAUCCUCAGGUCUCACGUGAAAAAAAGGGCAAAGUAGUCGAUGCGCGAUGUCGAGACUUGACUUCUGCAUGGGCAUGUGAGAAAGGUCGAGCCGAUCCAGGAAGUGUGCCCUUGUGCGAUUUUCAUGAAAAACUUGGAGAGCUAGAGCCUGGAAAUCUUAUCCCACGAGGAGUUUGGACGCUAGAGGAAAUCACAGCUUAUGGUCAUCAACACGGGAUAUGCCCUUAUUUCGCAGUCCGUCGGAUGCUUGCCCACGCAGACAUCAUUAUCUACUCCUUCCACUACCUGUUGGACCCGAAGGUGGCCACCCAAGUCUCGAAAGAGCUGCUGCCGAACUCGAUCGUCGUCUUUGAUGAGGCGCACAACAUCGACAACGUCUGCAUCGAGUCGCUUUCCAUCGAUCUCACCAGGGGCAUGCUCGAUAACGCGGGCAAAAGCAUCGGCGCGCUGGACGAGAAGAUCCGCGAGAUCAAGCGGACCGAUGCGAGCAAGUUGCAAAAUGAGUAUGAGCGUUUGGUCAGAGGGCUUGGCCAGUCUGAGGAUAGUCUGGCAUCUGAGGAAGAAGCUGCCAUUCUUGGGAAUCCAGUGCUCCCGGAGGACCUGCUCCAAGAAGCCGUGCCUGGAAAUAUCCGGCGAGCGGAACAUUUCACCGCUUUUCUUAACCGGUUUGUCGAGUAUCUCAAGACGAGGAUGCGAGUAUUGCAUGUGGUUGCCGAGACCCCGCCGUCAUUUCUCCAGCACGUCAAAGAUCUCACAUAUAUCGACCGGAAGCCGCUGCGGUUCUGCGCCGACCGACUCACUAGUCUGAUUCGAACAUUAGAAUUGACCGACUUGGAUCAGUACAAUGCGCUCCAAAAAGUCGCCAGUUUUGCCACCCUGGUGGCCACAUACGAAAAAGGAUUUCUGUUGAUCUUGGAACCCUUCGAAACUGAGAAUGCGACAGUGCCUAAUCCAGUUUUUCAUCUCACGUGUUUGGAUGCUUCCUUAGCGAUCAAGCCGAUUUUCGAGCGGUUUAGCAGCGUGAUCAUCACGUCGGGGACCAUUAGUCCGCUGGAGAUGUAUCCGAAAAUGCUGGGCUUUGAGGCUACUGUCCAGGAGUCCUACGCCAUGACUCUCACCAGGAACUGUUUCUUGCCGUUGGUGAUCACCCGGGGAAGUGAUCAGGUGGCGAUUUCUUCGAGGUUCGAAGUCCGAAACGACCCUUCGGUGGUUCGGAACUUUGGGACGAUCCUGAUCGAUUACUGCAAGAUCGUUCCUGAUGGGAUAGUCGCUUUCUUCCCCUCCUAUCUGUACAUGGAGUCGAUUGUAGCAGCAUGGCACGACAUGGGCAUCCUCAAGGAGGUGUGGAAGUACAAGCUGAUCUUUGUUGAGACGCCAGACGCGGUCGAGACGAGUAUCGCCUUGGAGAACUAUCGACGAGCAUGCGAUAACGGUAAGGGGGCCGUCCUGCUCUCGGUCGCGCGAGGUAAAGUUUCUGAAGGCAUCGAUUUUGAUCAUAACUAUGGACGAGCAGUGAUCAUGUUUGGGAUUCCCUACCAAUACACCGAAAGUCGGAUUUUAAAGGCCCGUCUGGAAUUCCUAAGGGAUAACUACCGAAUUCGCGAAAAUGACUAUUUGACAUUCGAUGCGAUGCGACAUGCGGCUCAAUGUGUCGGGAGAGUCUUGAGAGGGAAGACGGACUACGGAUUGAUGGUGUUUGCAGAUAAGCGGUUUGCUAAGGCUGAUAAGCGAGCCAAGCUGCCCAAGUGGAUCAACUCGUACAUCACAGACACGGCUUCGAAUCUAUCGACGGACAUGGCGAUGGUGAUCUCGAAGCGGUUCCUGCGCUCGAUGGCCCAGCCGUUUGAGAUCGGCCAGGACGGGAUUAGUCUCUGGGGGCUCGAGGACAUCCAGCGCCGGCAGGCCGAACAGCGCCAGGCGGAUGCCGGCGCGGUCGGCGAUACCCACAUGGCCCCCCCUCGGCCCGAGGAUGAUGAUGAUGAGGAGGACUACUUUGGCGGGCUGGAGGACCAGGCUCUGUUGGAUAUGAGACUCGGUCCUGCUAUCACCAGCGCCGGAUGA
Messenger RNA from Puccinia triticina, 2586 nucleotides. RefSeq lists its product as uncharacterized. The record is from RefSeq and is a predicted model, not a curated record. Lineage: Eukaryota; Fungi; Basidiomycota; Pucciniomycetes; Pucciniales; Pucciniaceae. The coding region runs from base 1 to 2586 and encodes 861 amino acids. Gene Ontology annotation, cellular component: nucleus. Gene Ontology annotation, molecular function: damaged DNA binding; hydrolase activity, acting on acid anhydrides, in phosphorus-containing anhydrides; ATP binding. The transcript has 17 exons. Gene Ontology annotation, biological process: positive regulation of mitotic recombination; nucleotide-excision repair; transcription by RNA polymerase II.